Molecule: messenger RNA, 633 nt
Organism: Anopheles gambiae (African malaria mosquito)
Lineage: Eukaryota; Metazoa; Arthropoda; Insecta; Diptera; Culicidae
Product: 37 kDa salivary gland allergen Aed a 2
Exons: 2
Coding region: 9-566 (185 amino acids)
Biological process (GO): sensory perception of smell
Molecular function (GO): odorant binding
Source: RefSeq, a predicted model, not a curated record
GUGACAUCAUGAUACGGCAAGUGAUUAUUAGCUAUUUUCUCGCAGUGUGCUUGCUAGCACUCGUGCAGGUAAUUUAUCGUCAAGUAUGUGCUUUGCUAGAAAUUACAAAUACAAUUAUUUUCCCGCAGAGUGAAACUGUACAAGAUUGUGAGAAUAAGCUGCCACCGUCGCUGAAGAGUAGACUGUGUGAGAUCCGCCGGUACGAGAUCAUCGAAGGACCGGAGAUGGACAAGCACAUUCAUUGCGUGAUGCGAGCACUCGACUUUGUCUAUGAGGAUGGUCGUGGCGAUUACCAUAAGCUGUACGAUCCAUUGAACAUUAUCGAGCUGGACAAAAGACACGAUGUGAAUCUUGAGAAGUGUAUUGGCGAAUGCGUACAAGUCCCGACAAGCGAGCGUGCUCACGUGUUCUACAAGUGUCUGCUGAAAUCAACCACCGGGCGCACGUUCAAGAAGGUGUUCGAUCUGAUGGAAUUGAAACAGGCUGGCAAAGUGCCACAACAUCAACGGUACACUGCAGAGUUUGUGCAAAUCAUGAAGGAUUAUGAUAAGGCAUUAAACUGCUGAAAUUGAAAUGAAAACAGAUGUAGCGUUCAAAGGAACGUAAUAAAAGGAAUAGUUUGAACAGCAGGAA